Molecule: messenger RNA, 1792 nt
Organism: Porites evermanni
Lineage: Eukaryota; Metazoa; Cnidaria; Anthozoa; Scleractinia; Poritidae
Source: the annotation of a GenBank genome assembly
AUGACCGCCAUCUUUAGGCCGCAUCCGAAGUGUCAGGAGCCACGGAUUGUUUUGAUUGAAGGGGAUCCUGGCAUGGGAAAAACCACCUACUCACAAAAACUGGCGUAUGACUGGGCAAACAAACAAUAUGAAUGGGACGAGUCUUUUCCAGUGAUUGAAGUGCUGCUCUUGCUUCGAUGCAACGAUAUUAAAACUAGCAUUGAGGAAGCCAUUGAUGAUCAAAUUCUUCCUCGUGAUAUCGACAAAGAGGCUAAGGAGACUUUCUUCAAAUACAUCAAGGAAAACGAGUCCAAAGUGCUGCUUCUACUUGAUGGCUUAGAUGAGGCAGACUCCUGUAAACAAGAGAUGUUCCUCUUACUUGUUCAGAGUAGAUUCUUCCCAGCUUGCCACAUUGUCAUUACUUCGCGUCAUGAGGACGGAAAGGAAAUAAGGCCAUACUGUGACACACUGUGGGAGAUUGUAGGAUUUACUAAAGAGGAUUCCAAAAGCUUUAUCAGAAAAUAUUUUCAGGGCAAGGAUCACUUAGCUGAGAAUUUGAUUAAACGUGUUGAUCUUUGGUAUGAUUACCCAACUGAUGAUAACCGCGGCUUCGCCGAUUUGAUGAAAAAUCCACUUAAUGUGGCUUUAAUCUGUUCUAUUUUUGAAGAUUCCGAACACGUUUUUUCAAAAAGCAGAACCCGAUUGUACAUUGAAAUCGCUCUCCUUGUUUUGAGACGAUAUGAAGAAAAAUAUGGGCUUGCAAGUAGCCAUGAAGACUUGAUUUCAGUUUACAGGAAAGAACUUUUGCUUUUGGGCAGCUUCGCCUUAGAUUCCCUCCGUAAGGGAGAGUUGUACUUUGAAAAAAAUAACGAUAUCGUCAACGCUUUCAAUUUUGGGUUCUUGUCUUUUCAACAAGGCGGCACCAGGAGCAAACCUUGCACGCGCUGUGCAUUUUUACACAAAAGCUUUCAGGAAUUUUUUGCUGGACUUUAUCUUGCGUUUCAGAUUAUCGACGGACAAACAGACUUUGCCCAAGUUUUAACCGAUGAAAGAUAUUUGAAGGAACUGAAAGAGGUUUUAUUGUUCAUGAGUGGAAUCAUAGCUUCAAACAAGGAGGAAACUGGAGAAUCCAUCUUUAUUAGUAUGGCUGAGCAUAUUAGUGGUCUUCUCCGCACAUCCGACCAAAAAGUGAAAUCGUAUAUGACGUUGGCUUGUUCAUGUUUAGUUGAAUACUUUUUAAGCCUUACAGGACGGCAUUUUAACGAAAAGAAAGGUGUAACUACCCCAGAGAAUACGUUCGGUAUGCACCUUGACAUGUCUUCCUUGACUAAAGUAGAUUUGUCUACCACUGACAUACAGGAUGCUGGUGCUGCUGCGAUUUCCGUGGUCCUCGAAAACAACUCCUCCCUAACUUAUUUGGAUUUGAGUUUCAACAACAUUAAUGGCGACGGAGCUUUUUCUCUUUCCAAGGCCCUCACAGAAAACUCUUCCCUGAUUUCCUUGAAAUUAAGUUUUAACAAUAUUAGUGACGUUGGUGCUUCCGCUCUUUCCCAGGCCCUCACAGCAAACUCCACCCUGCAUUCCUUGGAUUUGAGUGGCAGCGGGAUUGGCGACGCUGGUGCUUCUUUUCUUUCCACGGCCUUAACAGCAAACUCUUCCCUGACUCGUUUGGAUUUAAGUGCUAACAGUAUUGGCGACGCUGGUGCUUCUUCUCUUUCCACGGCCCUAACAGCAAACUCUUCCCUGAAUCAUUUGGAUUUAAGUGCUAACAGUAUUGGCGACGCUGGUGCUUCUUCUCUUUCCACGGCCCUAA